Molecule: messenger RNA, 1433 nt
Organism: Echinops telfairi (small Madagascar hedgehog)
Lineage: Eukaryota; Metazoa; Chordata; Mammalia; Afrosoricida; Tenrecidae
Gene: CHAC1
Product: ChaC glutathione specific gamma-glutamylcyclotransferase 1
Exons: 3
Coding region: 103-783 (226 amino acids)
Biological process (GO): glutathione catabolic process
Cellular component (GO): cytoplasm
Molecular function (GO): gamma-glutamylcyclotransferase activity; glutathione specific gamma-glutamylcyclotransferase activity
Source: RefSeq, a predicted model, not a curated record
CCGAGCGGUGGCAGGACGCGUGUGUGCAUCCGUCGGACCGUCAGUGCCCUCGCCGGAGACCAGCCCCGGAGGCCACCCGGGCCGGUCGCUGUGCCCGGCACCAUGAAGCAGGAGUCCGUAUCGCAGAGCACCCCGCCCGCCUCGCCGCCGCCCUCGCCACCCCCGGAGCUCUCCGCGCACCGCCCCCAGGACGACGGCCACCCCCCAGCGCUGUGGAUUUUCGGCUACGGCUCCCUAGUGUGGAGGCCUGACUUCGCCUACAGUGACAGCCGGGUGGGCUUCGUGCGUGGCUACAGCCGCCGCUUCUGGCAAGGAGACACCUUCCACCGGGGCAGCGACAAGAUGCCUGGCCGUGUGGUGACCCUCCUUGAAGACCGAGAGGGCUGCACUUGGGGCGUGGCAUAUGAGGUGCAAGGUGACCAGGUGAGCGAGGCUCUGAAGUACCUGAACAUCCGGGAGGCAGUGCUUGGCGGCUAUGAUACCAAGGAGGUCACGUUCUACCCGCAAGACACCCCUGACCAACCCCUCAAGGCGCUGGCUUACGUGGCCACCCCACAAAACCCGGGCUACCUGGGCCCUGCGCCUGAGGAGGCCAUUGCCACGCAGAUCCUGGCCUGCCGAGGCUCCUCGGGCCACAACCUAGAGUACCUGCUGCGCCUGGCGGACUUCAUGCAGCUGUGUGGGCCUCAGGCACAAGAUGAGCACCUGGCAGCCAUUGUGGACGCUGUGGGCACCAUGCUGCCCUGCUUUUGCCCCACCGAGCAGGCUCUGGCACUGGUCUGAGGUGCCCAUGUGGACGUCGGGCUUAGGCCCAGGCCCCCUCGGUGGAUGCACACAGACAUACUUGAUACAGCCGGGGGACGCUGGGAGUGGCAGGACAAGGCUGGGGGAGGGGCUUCUCCCUAAGCCCCACCAGCCUCCCACUCUCCUGCUGGACACGGUCGUACUACUUGAAACUUAAUUUAUUGCACCACGUUGGUGUGUUGGGCAAGGUGGGGGGCCUCCCCUGGAUGCUGGGACCCUGCUGAGCAGUGGCCCCACCCAGACACCCCACCCCCUCUGCCCAGUGCUGCUGCUAACCCCAUGACACCCAGUCCGGCCCCAUCCUAGGGGACCUUCUGCCUAUUCAGACCACCCAUCCCUCGCCCCUGAAAAUACCACCUCCCUAAGAGCCCAGCCCACUGAGUGAUGGGCUGCAGGGAGUAUGGAGAGGAGGUCCCCAAUAACGGAGGCCCCUGCUCACCCCCAGCUCCCAGGCCUUGCUGGAGCUGAUGUCCUGGCACAGCUGUUCCGGCUGGGCAGGGCUCUCAGCCUUUGAUGUUGUCUUCCUCCCCCUCUGUCUAUUGGUCUAGUCCUUGGAAUAUCAGCACUACAGACCCUGUCUGUCCCUCUCCCCGACCCCCUGGUCUCCUCCAUAAACUGAUCUCUCACUA